ACCAAAGAGGAUGCAUUAUACCGCACUCGCCAAAAAUUGACCUUAGUUCAAUGACAUUGACAGUAGUGUGAUUACUAUAAAUGUGUUCGCCGUAAAAUCAUAAAGAUCAGGGACAGAGAAUUCAUAAAUCAUUUAUAACGUUUAUAUUGUAGCAUAAAUAGCGUGUGUCAUAAUGACGAAUGAAAAUCGGGUAUUAGACUGACGUUUGAUAAGAGUCAUAUAGUCCAACCUCAAUUAGGGGAUACCGCGUGAGGCAAUCGAGACAAUUAUUGAUAAAAUUUGGAGCCCGCUGUUGUCAACAUGACAUCAAAAACGGUAUUCGUUACGCAGGAGGGACCGGCAAAUGCCUUAGCCCUAAAUAAAGACAAUACUCAAGUUGUGAUCGCUGGACGCAAUGUUUUCAAAAUAUUCACCCUACUUGAAGAUAAGUUUGAAGAAGUCUGCAAUCUGAGAGUUGGGAAGAAUCUUAAUCUGAAUUUUUCGUGCAACGAUGUCGCUUGGAAUUUAAUCGAUGAUCACAUAUUGGCAACUGCAGCCACUAACGGCGCUGUGGUGGUAUGGAACCUGAAUCGACCUUCUCGGUCAAAACAGGAACAUGUGUUUAUCGACCAUAAAAGAACUGUAAAUAAAGUGAGUUUUCACAUGACUGAGCCAAUGUGGUUAAUAUCUGGUUCUCAAGACGGAACUAUGAAAUGUUUCGAUUUGAGAAUUAAGGAGGCUACGAAAACAUUUUACAGCAACACAGAAUCUGUGCGAGAUGUGCAGUUUUCACCGCAUCAACAAUACACAUUUGCGGCUGUUUCGGAAAAUGGUCAUGUUCAGCAAUGGGACUUGAGGAAACCCGACCGAUGCUUCCAGCAUUUCACAGCACACAGUGGGCCAAUUUUUGCUUGCGAUUGGCACCCUGAAGCCUCGUGGCUAGCAACUGCUUCACGUGAUAAAACAAUUAAGGUGUGGGACAUAUCAGCUAAACCCACGUGUGAAUAUACAAUCCAUACAAUUGCAUCUGUGGGUAGAAUAAAAUGGCGACCUCAAAGAAAGUAUCACAUCGCAAGCUGCGCCUUGGUAGUAGAUUGCAGCAUUAAUGUUUGGGAUAUCAGAAGACCUUAUAUACCGUUUGCUAGUUUUAAUGAGCAUAAAGAUGUUCCAACUGGUGUUGCCUGGAGAGGAGAUCCUCAGUACUUUUUUUCAACAAGCAGGGAUUGUACAUUAUAUCAUCACGUGUUUAAAGAUGCAACUAGACCAGCAAGCAAAGCAAAUCCUCAAGGUAUUGCACUCAACUGCAAGGGUGAUGUGGCAUAUGCUUGCAAAAUCAGUGUGAAUGCACCAACUACUGUUAAACAGUUGACUAACAUCAUGAGGAAAUCUCCAGCAAGUAAUGACACCUUCUGUAUGGCCUCUAGUAUGAUGCACAGAUUCACGGAAACUGCACCGCGAGAACCUAAGUGGUUUAGGGAAUGUGCUGAAGGAUACUUACUCAGCGGUAGACUUAAUGAUAUUUGUGAUCAUAAUGCAGCAGUUGCCAUUACAGCAGGCAGAAAUGAUAUAAGUACAGUAUGGAGUAUAACAAAAACACUGUAUGCAAAUCCGCUUGGAAAUAUGCUGAAAUCGUCGCCAAAUGUUUCAAAAGAAGAUACCGUCAACACUCUGAAUCUUGCACAAAUCGCAAUUGGACCAACAGUUGAUCAGACAAAUACAGGUCAUGAAAAUGAUGUGAAAUCACUGCAAGGUGAAGCGCCUGGUGUAAUUAGUGGUGGUGAUGAUGAGACUGAGACUGAUGAGAUGACUGAGAAUCAAAAUUUUAUUGGCCCCAUACUUCCCAGUCACAGGCGAUACUUGGCUGGACACAAAUGUCCACCAAAGGGUGAUUUCUUCUUUGGAGACGGUGAACUAGAACCAAUAACAAUGGACUACACAUCUGGUUACAUACACAACCUCAUGAAUCAUGAAAAUGAUUGGACAUUGCCUAAAGAAGCAUUCCCUUUGCGACACGAAAUACAGGACAGAUCCCCACCUCCUGAACAAUUUUCCAAUCAUUCUCCAGAUAUGAAUGACAAUGACUCAGGAUCAGUCACAGUGGAGGAUCAACCUUGUGAACUAAUAGUGACUGCGGUUCCCAAGCCAUCAUUUUGGGACCCGACACAACUAAUUGAAGAAGCAUUGAGACAUCAUGCAGCAAUUUUGGAUGUUCAAACAUCAGCGUCGAUAUUAAUUGCUCUUGGAGAACGAAGGAAGAGUUUGAACAUCGAGGCAGCAACUCAAGAGCAUUGGUUACUCGAAUAUAUCGAUAUGUUAGGUAGAUUCAAAUUAUGGGAAAUUGCUACACAGAUUAUACAGCUAGCCUGGAUGCCGUCUGUGUCUCAAUUGAAUCAGCAAUCAACAACAAUACAUGCGUGCUGCACAACGUGUACCAAACCUCUCCAGAGAUCAGCUUGGCUCUGUGAUCGAUGUCACACUUCAAGACAUGCUCUCUGUUCGGUUUGCCAUCAAGUUGUGCGGGGUGUGUAUGCAUGGUGUCAAGGUUGUGCUCAUGGGGGACAUGUAAUUCAUAUGAAUGAAUGGUUCGAGAGUAAUCGUCAAUGCCCAACAGGCUGUGGCCACAUUUGCGAGUUUACUUAGCUGCAAAAUUUUUGCUUUCCAUUGGCUACCAGUGAAGGUAUUACAGUACCUAAUUUGGGAAUGCAGUUAAUUACUGAAAGGAGUGAUAAGUAAAGAAAUUAUUAUGAGGCAGGUACAGUGCAGAAACUCCGACCACGCUCAUAAAUCUUUUUAAACCGCACAAUGUUAUGUCGCAUCAAAGUGACACCUUCUAGUCAUUGACAAUGAUUAUUCGACAUUUACAGUUAUUUACUAUCAAAGUGCAUCAGACGCUCAUCUUUUUACUUUUUGUCCUGAAAUUUAAGACUUAUUUCACGACACUCAAGGUAAUGAUUUGGUAGAUCAUUACUUGUAAUUUGAAGUAAGAGCCCUGCUGGUAGUGAAGACACAUGAGUUGAACCUACGUUUUCGAUUAUGACCCAUCGAAAAAGGGACUGCAU
Messenger RNA from Diprion similis, 3038 nucleotides. It is a transcript of the gene Wdr24, whose product is annotated as GATOR complex protein WDR24. Lineage: Eukaryota; Metazoa; Arthropoda; Insecta; Hymenoptera; Diprionidae. Bases 301 to 2619 code for a protein of 772 amino acids. Gene Ontology annotation, biological process: positive regulation of TOR signaling. The transcript is spliced from 14 exons. The record is from RefSeq and is a predicted model, not a curated record. Gene Ontology annotation, molecular function: protein binding.